UGUUUGUGCCUGCUUCUCACUUGCUCUUCUAAAAGAGUGUCUAUUUACCCAAAAAGUUCAGAUCUGACAAAAGGAUGGAUAGUAUGCUGAAUAUUAGAGUUCUUGAACUCCUGUAGAAGCUUUAUAUUCAACAUGCUGUGGGAAGUCUCAGUUCCGACGCUUGCAGUGCUCCUGGCUGGAACUAGCGUGCAGUACUUGAUUCCAACUGAAGGCGAGAGAAGUGUCACUGACUUAUGCAGGCAAAGAUCUGGAGGAGCAGUUACGGGCGGUGUCCAGUGUAGAUGAACUCAUGACCGUGCUCUACCCAGAAUACUGGAAAAUGUACAAGUGUCAGUUAAGGAAAGGAGGCUGGCAACAUAAUAGAGAGCAGUCCAACGUCAAUACCAGGACAGAAGAGACUAUAAAAUUUGCUGCAGCACAUUAUAACACAGAGAUCUUGAAAAGUAUUGAUAAUGAGUGGAGAAAGACUCAAUGCAUGCCACGUGAGGUGUGUAUAGAUGUGGGGAAGGAGUUUGGAGCAGCCACAAACACCUUCUUUAAACCUCCAUGUGUGUCCGUCUACAGAUGUGGGGGCUGCUGCAACAGUGAGGGGCAACAGUGCAUGAACACCAGCACAAGCUACCUCAGCAAGACGUUGUUUGAAAUUACAGUGCCUCUCUCUCAAGGCCCCAAACCAGUAACAGUCAGUUUUGCCAAUCACACUUCCUGCCGAUGCAUGUCUAAACUGGACGUUUACAGACAAGUUCAUUCAAUUAUUAGACGCUCCCUGCCAGCCGCCCAGCCACAGUGCCAGGCUGCAAACAAGACCUGCCCCACCAAUUACGUUUGGAACAAUCGCCACUGCAGAUGCCUGGCCCAGCAAGAUUUUAUUUUUUCCUCUAAUGCUGGAGAUGACUCUACAGAUGGAUUCCAUGACAUCUGUGGACCCAACAAAGAGCUGGAUGAAGAAACCUGUCAAUGUGUCUGCAAAGGGGGCCUUCGGCCUUCCAGCUGUGGCCCCCACAAAGAACUAGACAGAAACUCAUGCCAGUGUGUCUGUAAAAACAAACUUUUCCCCCACUCGUGUGGGGCCAACAGAGAAUUUGAUGAAAAUACAUGCCAAUGCAUAUGUAAAAGAACCUGCCCAAGAAAUCAACCCCUAAACCCUGGAAGAUGUGCCUGUGAAUGUACAGAAAAUGCACAGAAAUGCCUCUUAAAAGGAAAGAAGUUUCAACAUCAAACAUGCAGUUGUUACAGAAGACCAUGUACAAAUCGACUGAAGCAUUGUGAGCAGGGCCUUUCAUUCAGUGAAGAAGUCUGUCGCUGUGUCCCUUCAUACUGGAAAAGAACACAUAUGAACUAAGAUCGUACUAUGUUUCAGUUUGCCAAUUUUCUAUCAUGGAAAACUGUGUUGCCACGUUAGAACUGUCUUUAAACAGAGAGACCUUUGUGGGACCAUGGUAACAAAGGCAAAGUCAGUGUUUCCUGAACCAUGUGGACAACUUUACAGAAACAGACUGGAGCUCAUCUACAAAAGACCUCUUUCAAAGACUGGUUUUCUGCCAGUGGCCAAACAGCCGAGGUUUUCGUCUUGUGAUUAAAAAAAAUAUAUGAUUAUAUAAUUUAUUUCCACUAAAAAUAUUGUUUCUGCAUUCAUUUUUAUAGCAAUAACAAUUGGUAAAGCUCACUGUGAUCAAUAUUUUUAUAUCAUGUAAAAUAUGUUUAAAAUAAAAUGAAAAUUGUA
This is a messenger RNA of Equus quagga, 1723 nucleotides long. It is a transcript of the gene VEGFC, whose product is annotated as vascular endothelial growth factor C. The coding region runs from base 290 to 1342 and encodes 350 amino acids. Gene Ontology annotation, cellular component: membrane. Gene Ontology annotation, biological process: response to hypoxia; positive regulation of mast cell chemotaxis; sprouting angiogenesis. The transcript has 7 exons. The record is from RefSeq and is a predicted model, not a curated record. Gene Ontology annotation, molecular function: vascular endothelial growth factor receptor 3 binding; chemoattractant activity; growth factor activity. Lineage: Eukaryota; Metazoa; Chordata; Mammalia; Perissodactyla; Equidae.